AUGUCUGGACGCGUUCUCGCCCUCGUUCUCGCCGCCGCUUCGGCCGUGCCGGCCGUCCUAGCCGCCUCAGGCUCGGGCAGCUCAACCAGGUACUGGGAUUGCUGCAAGCCUUCCUGCGCCUGGUCCGGAAAGGCCAGCCUGAACCAAGGCCCCGUCCUCACCUGCGACAAGAACGACAACCCCAUCUCCAACCCCGACACCAAGAGCGGCUGCGACGGCGGCAGCGCCUUUGCCUGCUCCAACAACUCGCCCUGGGCCGUCAACGACCAGGUCGCCUACGGCUUUGCCGCCACCCACAUCGCGGGUGGAAACGAGGGCAGCUGGUGCUGCGCCUGCUACAAGUUGACCUUCACAUCCGGUCCCGUUGCCGGCAAGACCAUGGUCGUCCAGUCCACCAACACGGGCGGAGACCUCUCCGGCAACCAGUUCGACCUCCAGAUGCCCGGCGGCGGCGUCGGCAUCUUUGACGGGUGCGCUUCCCAGUUCGGCCAGAGCCUUCCCGGCGAGCGCUACGGCGGCAUCUCGUCCCGGUCGCAGUGCGAGAGCUUCCCCGCCACGCUCAAGGAAGGCUGCUACUGGAGGUUCGAUUGGUUCAAGAACGCCGACAACCCUACCCACACUUUCGAGCAGGUCCGGUGCCCCAGCGAGCUCGUUGCCCGCUCCGGCUGCCGCCGUGCCGACGACGGCAAUUUCCCCGCCUUCCAGCUGCCGGCGACCCCUGCCACAACCUCCACCAGCACCAGCUCUAGCAGCUCCACCUCGACCAAGCCCCCGACCAGCUCCACCUCGUCCCCGUCGACCGGCGGUGGUAGCGGUAGCGCGGCCCAGUGGGCCCAAUGUGGCGGCAUUGGCUGGACUGGCGCUACCGGUUGCGUUUCUCCCUACCAGUGCACGAAACUCAACGACUACUAUUCACAGUGCCUCUAA
This is a messenger RNA of Parascedosporium putredinis, 927 nucleotides long. The record is from the annotation of a GenBank genome assembly. NCBI's taxonomy places the organism in Eukaryota, Fungi, Ascomycota, Sordariomycetes, Microascales, Microascaceae.